This is a messenger RNA of Dentiscutata heterogama, 774 nucleotides long. Lineage: Eukaryota; Fungi; Glomeromycota; Glomeromycetes; Diversisporales; Gigasporaceae. The record is from the annotation of a GenBank genome assembly.
AUGAGUUCUCGAUAUACAUUUUCCAUGAGCACAAUUAACUAUAUGAAUUCUCGUAUCCAAACUCAAAGAUUCACCAACAAUUCUAUGACUGAUAAUACUAUUAAUCAAAAAGUAAAAAUUUUAUUUCGUAAUAAAGAUUUUUUAGUGGUUGAUAAACCCUAUGACAUUAGAAUAGAUGGUGAUACAUCAAAAGCUCCCACCGUAUCCUCUCUUUUGUACGCACAAGAUCCAACAUUGCCGACUCCAUUACGCAAUGUACACCAAUUAGAUCAUGCAACAUCUGGAUGUUAUUGCUUAGCAUUAUCAAAAAAAGCAGCUGGAAUUGCUAGUGUGGCGUUCGCGAAUCAUUUUAAAUGCGAUCUGACAGCCGCAAAAACGAAACUUGAAGUUAUUCGCCGUGGAUACUUUUAUCCCACUUCACCUUCUUCUCUUCCUUCAGAAUCACCAAUUAAAGUAACAUUAAUAAACCUCUACCCAAUAACAGGUCGAAGACACCAACUUCGAUUACAUUGCCAAUAUUUAGGUCACCCAAUUGUUGGUGAUUGGCAUUACGAAUCGCAAAUUAUGGAAUAUACUGACACAUUUCGUAUGAUGUUGCAUGCUUGUAAAUUACGCAUUCCUUUAAAUAUUAUUCAAGGUGUAAAAAUGAGAAAUGCUGAAAAUACGAAUGAGAAUGUUAAGAACGAUGAUUUGGAAGAUUUACAUGAACUGGAUGUUGGAUCUGAAGAUCCAUUUCCAGGAUUAGUUUACGAGUGUGUGAAGGAUGAGACAUGA